This is a messenger RNA of Adineta steineri, 576 nucleotides long. The record is from the annotation of a GenBank genome assembly. Lineage: Eukaryota; Metazoa; Rotifera; Eurotatoria; Adinetida; Adinetidae.
AUGCACACCAAUCAAGUUUACAGCGAGCCUGUUACUGAAAAUAAUGGACCACACAAAUGGUGGCACCGUCGUUGGGUUAAAAUAACCGGUAUUUCCGUUAUUGUUUUAAUAGUUUUUGCUGUUAUUCUCGCUCUGGUGUUAAUCUUCGUCGUUUUUGCACCGAAGAAAUCAGAAACUAUUAUCACCGUCACAACAUCAUCAUCAGUACCAGUGACGUUGACAACAACUUCACCACAAACAACAGCUAUGACCACAACGCAGCAGUCAGAAUGGUCUGUUACCGGUAAUAUGAAUACUGCACGACUUUUGCACACAGCAUCUAUAUUACCAAAUGGAAAAGUAUUAAUUACUGGUGGUACACCCAAUGCGUAUAUUUAUUUAAAUAGUGCUGAGCUAUAUGAUCCAUCAACAGGCAUUUGGGCAAGUACUGGUAGCAUGACUAAUGCACGAGAUUCACACACAGCAUCUGUAUUAUCAAAUGGAAAUGUAUUAGUUACUGGCGGAGCUGACGAUAGCGGUGUUUUAAAUAGUGCUGAGCUGUAUGAUCACCUCGUGCAUUAUUCAUAUUGCCAGUAG